AUGUCGUCGGACUUCGCAAAUCCGAUGAAAAAGUUCAAGCUGGUGUUUCUGGGAGAACAAAGUGGUAAGAUUCUUGCUUUUUAUUGUUUUUUUCCAUCUGUUUAGGAUCCUAUUCUAAUCAACCAUGGCCGUUCUUGUGGUUUUGAUGUUGAAUUAGCGAAAUUGGCGUUUUUUUUUAUUUUGAUGUAAAAAUUUUGGCAAAAAUUUUGAUUCGAAAUAAAGUAGAGGUCACAAUAAUGAAGAUACAAAUUGUUUUAUCCAGCAAUUUCGUCGUCUAAUUAGUUUUACAUCUACUUUUUUCAAACACGUCACGUGUAAUCUAAAUUUGUCAAAGUUUCUUUGUCAAAAGUCAAAUUUUUUAGUAAAAUUGUUAAUUUUUAGUUGGUAAAACCUCCCUGAUUACACGGUUCAUGUAUGACAGCUUUGAUAACACAUAUCAAGCAACGAUUGGGAUCGAUUUCCUCAGUAAGACCAUGUAUCUGGAAGAUCGAACGGUAAGUGUCUCAUUUCUAAUUGAUUUGUUCCGAAAUUUAGGUCCGACUUCAACUCUGGGAUACUGCAGGUCAAGAGCGGUUCAGAUCACUGAUACCUUCGUACAUUCGCGACUCAACGGUUGCUGUCGUUGUCUAUGACAUCACAAGUAUGUGUACUUUACUUAUUUCGCGAUUCAUCUUUUGUCUUUUUGUCUAAAACUUGGAAUGAUAAUGCCUUUUUAGACGCAAAUUCUUUCCAUCAAACUUCCAAAUGGAUUGACGAUGUGAGGACAGAGCGGGGCUCAGACGUUAUCAUAAUGUUGGUGGGCAACAAGACGGAUCUUUCCGAUAAAAGGUGAUUCAUUUUCUUUUGUUUGUUUUGGGUUUAGGUCCUUGCGAGGUUGUGAAUCACUUUGAAUAUUCAUGAGAAAUGUUUAAGCCAAAAUUUAUAUUAUACAUGAGGUAUCAAUAACUAAUAAGGGAGUUUGUUGGUAAAAUACGUUGAACACAUCAUGCGAUAUGGCUUAGAUUUACUCGAUAGGACAUCUACUGGCUUUUUAUAUCAAUUUAAUGACGACUUAUGCAACAGGGGCGAUGUUAUAUUAUGCAUGAGAGAUCUGAAAGAAAAUAAAAUUUUUGGAAGAAAUAGGGUAGAAAUUGAUCUAGAAUAGGUUUUAGAGGAUAAAGGAAGGUUUUUUCUUGCUUUAUAAGAACAUUUAUGCCAUUGCGAUCAUAUUUAUAUAUUGGUCAUGAUGAGUACCUAAAAUAAUGUGAGAAACAUAAAAAUUACCUUCUAAAGUAACGAAAUCUAAUCUAGUUAGGAAGAUUAUGCUAUGAAAUACCUAGAGUAUGCAUGUUUCACCAGUUCUUUAUUUGAUUUUGACCUGAAAACAUCAAAAUUUCAAUUUUCUUCGGUUUAAGGCAGGUUUCAACGGAGGAAGGCGAACGAAAAGCCAACGAACUCAACGUAAUGUUCAUCGAGACGUCGAGUAAAGCCGGUUACAACGUAAAACAGCUGUUCCGGCGGAUCGCGAACGCCUUGCCGGGCGUCGACAACGACCGGCCGGCCGACGCCCGUCAAGUUGUUGAUAUUGGCCCCAUAAAACCGCGACAAAUCGUAACCGACGAAGGCUCAUGUUGGUGCUAA
Messenger RNA from Bursaphelenchus xylophilus (pine wood nematode), 1620 nucleotides. The record is from the annotation of a GenBank genome assembly. NCBI's taxonomy places the organism in Eukaryota, Metazoa, Nematoda, Chromadorea, Rhabditida, Aphelenchoididae.